This is a messenger RNA of Daucus carota subsp. sativus, 1109 nucleotides long. RefSeq lists its product as uncharacterized. Gene Ontology annotation, biological process: protein folding. NCBI's taxonomy places the organism in Eukaryota, Viridiplantae, Streptophyta, Magnoliopsida, Apiales, Apiaceae. Gene Ontology annotation, cellular component: cytoplasm. The record is from RefSeq and is a predicted model, not a curated record. The transcript is spliced from 5 exons. Bases 173 to 928 code for a protein of 251 amino acids.
GCAGCUCAUUUUAUUUCAGUUUUGUUCCAAGGGAAAAAAAAAGCCUUUUCCCUCUCGUUCAUACAGCAGUACCUGAAAGCGUUUCUUCACUUUUGGGCGAGAUCUGAAUUCUUGUAUUUCCGGCCUGCUCCUCCUUCAUAAAGUUAGCUAGACUAGAGAGAAAUUGGCGGGGAUGGAUUACCAUUUUGUGUAUAAAGAUUUAGAAGGAGCUUCAACACAGUGGGAUGAUAUUCAAAGGAAGCUGGGUAAUUUGCCCCCGAAACCACCUACCUUCAAGCCUGCCCCUUUUGCACCUGCUGAUGACCCAGAAUCGAAACCCAAAGAUAAAUCUUGGAUCAAUGAUAAGACCGAAGAAGAGCUCGAGGAGUUGGAGGAUGACCAGGAUCUUGAUGACGAUCGCUUCCUCCAAGAGUAUAGGAAGAAGAGACUGGCAGAGAUAAGAGAAGCAUCUAAGGUUGCAAAAUUUGGAUCAAUAAUUCCAAUUUCUGGAUCAGAUUUUGUACGCGAGGUUUCACAAGCCCCACCUGAUGUUUGGGUGGUAGUUAUUUUGUAUAAAGAUGGGUACGCGGAGUGUGGUGUGCUUAUGGGGUGUCUGGAAGAACUAGCAGCAAAAUACCCCGCCACAAAAUUUGUUAAAAUCAUAUCAACCGACUGCAUACCUAACUAUCCGGAUCGUAAUCUUCCUACUCUACUGGUUUACAAUAGUGGUGCUGUUAAGGCAAAUUAUGUCGGUAUGCAUAAUUUUGGUAGGAGAUGCACUCCUGAAGGUGUCGCACUCGUUCUAUGUCAAUCAGAUCCUGUACUUAAUGAUGGGCAGAGUGGAGGUGAUGCGUCUAGGGAAAGGGUGCUUGAAGGAGUUAGGAAGAGAUUUAUAGAUAAAGUUGUAGCAGCACAUGAAGAAGACGAGGAUGGAUCUUCAAGUGAUUAGAAUUGCAUCUUAUGUUACUGCUACUGUCAACCAACUUCCUUAAUUACAACUUUUAUGCACUUUGGUUGUCAUUGCAAGAAAUAUGCUUGUGCACCUCUGCAUUUAAAUUUCAAUUGCUUUUGUGAUGUGUCUUUUAAACGAGGAUAUAUUACUAUAUUAUCUGUGGUAUUACCUUUCUAUU